Messenger RNA from Zea mays, 510 nucleotides. RefSeq lists its product as uncharacterized. The transcript has 2 exons. Lineage: Eukaryota; Viridiplantae; Streptophyta; Magnoliopsida; Poales; Poaceae. Bases 82 to 447 code for a protein of 121 amino acids. The record is from RefSeq and is a predicted model, not a curated record.
GCCGCAACAGGCUCAACGCUAACGCGCACACACAAUCCAUUGCCGCCUCCCACAUCUCACUCUCGUUCUGAGCUUCCGGCCAUGGCGGUGACCUCCGGAGCCCCCAACGACAACGGCUGGGACGUUGGCGCCGCUGCGACUGACGAUGAGCAUCGCGUGGAUCUGGAAGUCAAGCACAAGGACACCGGCACUAGGGACUCGCCAGCACCGAUAGCGGCAGCUGCGCCUCCGUCUGAUCUGCUUCCACUACCUGCGCCUCCGUCCCAAUCCCGAGUGGCUGGAAAGCUUGGCCCCUCAGAUCCAAAGCACCUCAUCUAUGCGGGUUCCAAAUCAAAGCAUAUUAAAGCUGCACCUGCUGCACCAGGCAAGAAUCGCCGGCCACCUUUGUCUCCACCAGCACCUGCUGUCAAUCGUGGUCGUGGAUCUGUGCGCACACCUUUGGGGUAAGAAUAUACUUUAUCUUAUUGCCCAUUAAACAAUCAUUCAUCACAUAUGUGCUAGCAGCUGGUA